UUCUCCUCUCCCAGAAUGGCCAUCCCAGCAGUCCGUCUCCUAUGCCUGGAGCAACUGGACCGUUCGCUGAAGGACCACACCAGGGACUUUUUAGAUCUGGCGUGCCUUACUCACUUCCCCGACCGCUCGCUCUCUAACUUCUUCUACACCGGCCUGAGCGAGCGGUGUAAGGCACGCCUACCAGCGAACGGUCCCCGAGAGGAUUUCGCCGCUUUUGUGGAGUGGGUGCUGGAGAAAAAUGAAUCUUCAUUUACCAUCACCACCGCCGAAGAGGAUAUCUCCAGCCCCACUCCUGACCCAGAGACCAGCCAGCCACCAUCCCGACACACGGAGCCAGAGCCCACCGCAGCCGCAGAGCCCGAGCCAUCCACUGACAGGAAGCAGGAUCUCGAGAGCGCGACUGACCAGGUGUGCAAGCCGGCAACACCGUGCAUCGUGGGAGUCCUCGUGGAGAUCGAGGGCGUGGAGGAAAGCCCUGCCCAAACUCCUGCGACUGAGGGUGAGCUGUAUGCGAUCUCGGGAAAAAACAUGGAGCAACGUAUGGACCUUACGGACUGGUCAAUGGAGACCAGCCAGUUCCUCGUCAUCCCUGCUGGUGCCAGUCAGUCCCGCAGCUCACCCUCAGUCCGCGCCAUCUGGGCGAGAUGGUUCGCCGCUGGACUGCCAGUCUCCAGCUCCGCCUUGGCGCGUUAA
Molecule: messenger RNA, 693 nt
Organism: Carassius carassius (crucian carp)
Lineage: Eukaryota; Metazoa; Chordata; Actinopteri; Cypriniformes; Cyprinidae
Exons: 2
Coding region: 16-693 (225 amino acids)
Source: RefSeq, a predicted model, not a curated record